Messenger RNA from Phoenix dactylifera (date palm), 1639 nucleotides. The record is from RefSeq and is a predicted model, not a curated record. NCBI's taxonomy places the organism in Eukaryota, Viridiplantae, Streptophyta, Magnoliopsida, Arecales, Arecaceae.
GAGCUUUUCUUCCUUUAAUAUGAAUAUAUUUUGAAUCAUUCGAUCAUAUCCCAUAUUUGGAGUAUUUAUGGCCAAUUAUUUUAAGAUCAUUCUGAAGAUUUGCGUUGCCUCUGUGAAUCUAGUGAUAUGUCAUAGGAAGAACCCAUUUGCUUCUGUCCCUAUUAUGGGUUCAUCUCAGAAGUCCUUGCAAACCCUAGCUCAAGAAAACCAUUUUUCUGUUGAUCAUAUAAAAACCUGACUCCUAUUUUUAUUGUCAAUAUUAAAUUUUGUUAGUAAGGAACAAAAGUUUUGAAAGAGACAUUCUUUUUAUUUUUUAGAAUUAAAUAUAGAUAAUACGCGAUUUGGCUAAUUACUUGGUUCUCUAUGCAUAGAAUCAGUAUAUUCAAGUUCUAAUUGCAAUCUUGAAAAUUAACCACAAAGUAAUUCCUGGAGAGAAAAAAGCAAAGAAAUGUUGGGUGGUCUAUAUGGAGAUCUCCCUCCCCCUUCUUCAACACCUUCAGCUGAUGAAGAGAAGAGCAGUAGUUCAGCUGUUUGGUCGAGUAGUACCAAAAUGGCACCACCUACACUGCGGAAGCCAUCUUCCGUGUUUGCUCCCCCUCAGACUGUGUUGAAGAGCCAGCAAUCCCAAAGCAGGGCUAAAACCUCGAUCACACCCCAGAUAAAAACCCCGAGUUCUUCAACCCCUCCACCAUCAUUGUCGGAUAAUGACAAAAGCCCAUCAUUUCAACCGGCUCUUGUAGGGCUCACAUCUACUGUGAUUGAGGAGUAUGAUCCUGCUAGGCCAAAUGAUUACGAGGAGUACAGGAUGGAGAAGAAGAGGCAGGCUAUGGAAGCGGAGAUGAAGAGGGAACUUGAGAGGAGGCGCCGGGAAGAGGAGGAGAGGGAAAGGGAGAGGGAACAAAGGGAACAGGAGGCUGCAGAGAGAGAGGAGAGAGAUUAUCAGUCUAGGUCUUCAUCAUUAAAUAUUUCUGGCGAAGAGGCAUGGAAAAGGCGUGCUGCCAUGAGUGGGAUGGGUGGUGUUGGCCCAAGGUCACCUUCUCCACCACCAAAUGGAGAGGGAUUCAGCAUUGGGAAGUCACGUUCAGCUGGGUUGGGUGUUGGUGCAGGUGGGCAGAUGACUGCUGCCCAAAGGAUGAUGGCAAAGAUGGGCUGGAAAAAAGGCCAGGGACUUGGGAAACAAGAGCAAGGUAUUACCACUCCUUUGAUAGCCAAGAAGACCGAUAGACGAGCUGGGGUGAUUGUGAAUGCUAGUGAGACUAAAGGUGAUAAGAAAUUAAAGAGUGCGAAUUUUACCAGCCCUCCAACUCGAGUCUUACUACUCCAAAACUUGGUAAUUGAGCUUUUCUUCCUUUAAUAUGAAUAUAUUUUGAAUCAUUCGAUCAUAUCCCAUAUUUGGAGUAUUUAUGGCCAAUUAUUUUAAGAUCAUUCUGAAGAUUUGCGUUGCCUCUGUGAAUCUAGUGAUAUGUCAUAGGAAGAACCCAUUUGCUUCUGUCCCUAUUAUGGGUUCAUCUCAGAAGUCCUUGCAAACCCUAGCUCAAGAAAACCAUUUUUCUGUUGAUCAUAUAAAAACCUGACUCCUAUUUUUAUUGUCAAUAUUAAAUUUUGUUAGUAAGGAACAAAAGUUUUGAAAGAGACAUUC